CACGAGAGAGAGAUAACUAGGUCGACCCAACCAAAUCUCCAUUUCCAAUCUUUGUUUAAGCCAUAUUUAUUAUAUAUUCCAAGUUUCAGGCUUUCUGCUAGAAUUGUCUUAAUACUUUCUCUCCCCUUUUUUUCCCACACGAAAGCACAAGUACUUUUUUGCUUCAGCCAUAGUGGGUCGGGUCUUGCUUAGUUUCGAAAAUGAGGAGGAACCCAGAUGAGGAUACUGACAAUAACUCAAUCAAACACAUGCCACUUCUUAAGGUCAUAGAUUCUUCUCUUAGAAUCACUGUGAUUCCUCUCAGUAUUGUAACGAUAUGGUUAACCAUGACUGACCACCAAGAUAACACUCUCUAUGGGAAGCUUAAGUUCACCAAUCUCACAGGUCUCAAGUACAUGAUUUGUAUCAGCUUCGUUUCAGUAGUGUAUGCUGUUGUUGCUGUUGUGUCCUUAUGGAUCAGAUGCUUUGCUACGAAAGCUUGGUUAUUCUUUGUCUCUGACCAGAUUGCAGCAUACCUAAUGGUAACAUCCGGGGCUGCAGUUAUGGAAAUAGUAUAUCUAUCUUACUAUGGUGAUAAAGAAGUGUCAUGGAGUGAGGCCUGUAAUUCAUAUGGCAGAUUUUGCUAUAGAAUAAAGUUGGCCUUGGUUUUACAUGCCUUGGCUCUUUGCUGCUUCCUUGUUUUAGCUCUCAUUUCCGCUUACAGGGCUUUUAGCACGUUCGAGCCUCCUUCUCUUCCUAGUAAGGAGGUUGAGGCACAAAGAUCUUGAAUGCUUUUGAAGGAAUUCUCUUUAUCACUAACUGGUAGGUUCUUGUAUUUUAUUAUCUCUUUUUUUUAGGGAAAAAAAUGGGGAAGGGUGAAUGUGAAUUGUGAAGGUGCAUUUAAGAUGCAAAACCCAAUGAGUUAAAUGACUUGCUUGCUUCCUUUAAAAAAAUGGCUUGCUUGCUUUGCAUUGUAUUAUAUUUAUUGAGCCAUAUAAAUAUUAAAUAUAGACUGUCUAAUUUAA
This is a messenger RNA of Humulus lupulus (European hop), 1004 nucleotides long. RefSeq names its product CASP-like protein 2D1. The record is from RefSeq and is a predicted model, not a curated record. The coding region runs from base 201 to 767 and encodes 188 amino acids. Lineage: Eukaryota; Viridiplantae; Streptophyta; Magnoliopsida; Rosales; Cannabaceae. The transcript has 3 exons.